This is a messenger RNA of Gracilinanus agilis (Agile Gracile Mouse Opossum), 2558 nucleotides long. RefSeq names its product transcription elongation factor A1 (gene TCEA1). Gene Ontology annotation, biological process: positive regulation of transcription by RNA polymerase II; DNA-templated transcription; transcription elongation by RNA polymerase II. The record is from RefSeq and is a predicted model, not a curated record. NCBI's taxonomy places the organism in Eukaryota, Metazoa, Chordata, Mammalia, Didelphimorphia, Didelphidae. Gene Ontology annotation, cellular component: nucleus. The transcript is spliced from 10 exons. Bases 161 to 1066 code for a protein of 301 amino acids. Gene Ontology annotation, molecular function: zinc ion binding; nucleic acid binding.
CGGACCUCGGUGUAGCUCUUCUGUCUGUGACGUCUCCGUAGACUCUUGCUCACCUCUCCCUUGCCCGCUUUUUUGACAUCGCCCUUUUGCCCGGCUUCUCCCGCGUCCCGGCCCCACGGGGUGGGGUGUGGGGGGUGGGGUUGCAAAGCCUGCCAGAGCCAUGGAGGACGAGAUCAUUCGCAUCGCCAAGAAGAUGGAUAAGAUGGUGCAGAAAAAGAACGCGGCUGGGGCACUGGAUUUACUAAAGGAACUUAAGAAUAUUCCCAUGACCCUGGAAUUAUUGCAGUCCACAAGAAUUGGAAUGUCAGUAAAUGCAAUACGCAAGCAGAGCACAGAUGAAGAGGUUACAUCCUUAGCAAAGUCCCUCAUCAAAUCCUGGAAAAAGUUGCUAGAUGGACCAUCUACUGAUAAAGAUUCUGAUGAAAAGAAAAAAGAACCUUCUAUCUCCUCCCAAAACAGCCCUGAAGCAAAAGAAGAAAGUAGCUCCAGUAGCAAUGCAAGCAACAGAAAGGAAGAAACAAAUGCUUCUGAUUCCUUCAUUCCAUCUUUUCCCCGGGCACCAAGCACUUCAGAUUCAGUUCGAAUGAAGUGCCGAGAGAUGCUUGCUGCAGCCCUCAGAACAGGAGAUGACUACAUUGCUAUUGGGGCUGAUGAAGAAGAACUGGGAUCUCAAAUUGAGGAAGCUAUAUAUCAGGAAUUACGGAACACAGACAUGAAAUAUAAAAAUAGGGUACGAAGUAGAAUAGCAAAUCUCAAGGAUGCAAAGAAUCCAAAUUUAAGGAAAAAUGUACUGUGUGGAAACAUACCUCCAGAUUUAUUUGCUAGAAUGACGGCAGAGGAAAUGGCUAGCGAUGAACUUAAAGAGAUGCGCAAAAACCUGACCAAAGAAGCAAUUAGAGAACAUCAAAUGGCCAAGACAGGCGGGACUCAAACUGACCUAUUUACAUGUGGCAAAUGUAAAAAGAAGAACUGUACCUAUACACAGGUUCAAACUCGCAGUGCUGAUGAACCUAUGACAACAUUUGUUGUUUGCAAUGAAUGUGGAAAUAGAUGGAAGUUUUGUUAGAAGGAACUGGGAAAGACACCUGGACGUUUAUGAAAGAUGAUUUUUGUAAUUAGCUUUAAAAACUAGGCCAAGGAUCUAGUUUCCCUGCAAAUGAGAUUUUUAAAGCGGCAAUCAUCCUUUGGGUUCAUCUUUUGUUUUUGACACAACCAUCCCUUUCUUAAAAGCCUUCUUCUUAUAGUUAGUCAGUGGUUAGAUCAGAUAUUCAAUUGUAUGGUGUUUGUUUAAAACUAUUUUUUCAUUUUUAUAAGUAAGUCAACAUUAGACUUUUAUCAAUUUAAGCUUUUGGUAACAUUUGUUUUUCAUAACAAAUGGAAAAUGUACUUUAACUUUUUUACCAAUCUGAAACAUACACAAGAGAUUUUUUACUUCUCUAUUAAUGUGAAAGUGGAAUUUGCAUUCCAUAUUAGCAUGUUCCUACUAAUAUUAAGGGAGAAGAAAGACUAGUGUAAUUUUAGGUUUACCAAGUGUAGUGUAGUAACAAAAUAAUACUUGGACAGCUUAUCUACUUUGUAAAUAUCAUUUUUUGAAUUAGCAUCUCACUUUGAUCAUAAUGAUUUAAUAAUAAGCCUUAGUGAUUAGAUAUCAUUUGCAUCUGUGACUAGUUGUGACCAAUAUAAUUUGUUGUACUUUUCUUAAGUCUGUAAAUUACUUGCUCUUAAUAGAUCUUGCUUCUGGAGAAAUUACUUUAAGUACUUUGUUAAAAUAUCAAUUGGCCUUAUUUUUUAUUUACUUGUUUGACAUUGUAUUUUAUUUUAGUUUUUGCAGAUGAACAAGGUCAUUGGUGGAUUUUCAACUACAUUAUUUUAGAUCAGUUCUUCACAAGAAGAUAGAUUGAGGGGAAUACUAUUAAACUUCACCAUUUACUAUAGUUUUCCUAAACUGCUCAUAAACUUUAUUUUGAUGUGUAGAAUAAUAAUAAUAAUCAGUGAUCAAGUUUGAGAGCCAGUUUACAACAUUAAAGUUAUAUUCUUCUCACAUCUAGGUUGACAGAUUUUUUUUCUCCUAGAGUCUAUUUUCUGAUUCAACUUUUAAAACCACUAAAUGCUGUUCAUUAAAGUGGGGAUACACUUGUUCAAACUUUUCCUUAAUGGCAGUGCUAUUAAGUGCUGAAAAAAAUUUUUUUCCAUCUUCAGAUACCAAACAGAUAACAUUUAAUAAUUUCGGAAUGGUGUUGUUGUUAUUCUUUGUGCCAUUUCAAAUCCUCUUGAGCGUUCCCCCACAAUAUGUACAUAUAUCACAGAUCAAUUUGAAAUAAUGUGGAGAGCUACUAAAAGAUUAUAUUGGUUUAAAUCUGUAUUUAAAAAUUGGCCCAUUUAGGCUGCUUCAUCCCCAGAAUGACAAAUGAUCUACUCAAAUGAAGGAAAAUGUUUGACUUAUGGUUUAAAAAUGAUAAAAGAAAUUUGAAAAAAGUUAAAAAACAUUAAGUUAAUAGAAAUCUUAUGUAACUCAAAAGUGUUCCAUUUUUCAAACAACUCAAUAAAGGUCUUUUUAU